AUGUACCGUCAAAUGUCGUUGUCGGAAUGCGAGAAAAUGACAUCUUCGCGUCAGUCGUAUGGUGAUGACGCUAUAGGGUAUGUGCAGCUAAAAAGAGAGGCAAGUUUAUGUGUGAUUAGAUGCAAAAUUUGUCCCGAACACAAGGUUCGUCAACAGCCAUACUCAGUGUCCAUGGUCAUCAAUGAACAUGAAGGAUUAGUACAAAGUGUCCAGUGUGAUGAUUGCCCUGCCUCCCAAGGAUGCUGUAAACAUGCAGUGGCUUUUUUAAUGUGGACUCAUAGGAGAAGUGAGGAGCCAUCUUGCACUGCCACUGAAUGUUAUUUGAAGAAAUCUAAACUUUCUAAAGUCGGCAGCACUUUGAAGUAUAUGAAAAUUAAAGAUAUUGGAAGUGGUAAUAGUUCCUUAUCUACCCAAGAAGAUAAAAGUGUACUAUGUGAAUUUUUGGAGGAGAGUAAGAAAAGGAAAUUGCAAAAUUGCCAAAUUUUAAAACAUCAACCUGAUCAUGAAUUUAACAUAAUUCAGUUGCUCUCAUUGCACUACUUAAGUUACAGAUUUAAUUUAGAAAAUGACUGUAAUAAAUUUAUGCACAAAUUAUAUUCAGUUUUUACAGAACAGAAUAUUAGGGAUGUAGAAAAGCUAACACGUGAGCAGCAUAAAAGUUCAGCAUGGCACGAGCUUCGAUAUGCUAGAAUAACAGCAUCAAAAGCCUAUGAUGUGACUCGCUGUACAACAUCAGAUGGCUCCUUAAUCGCGACAUUGAUGGGUGCAAAAGUCCCUGACACUGUUGCCAUGAAACGAGGCAGAAAGUUAGAAGAUUUUGUAAAGACACAAUUAAAAAAACAAGUUGGUGAAAUAUUGCAGUGUGGCCUAUUUAUAUGUCAAGAGUAUCCUAUGAUAGCAGCAUCACCUGAUGGUAUUUUAAAUGGUGAUACUGUUAUAGAAAUAAAAUGUCCAAUGAGUGAAAAAUCUUGCAAAAAAAUAAGUUUUAAACGACCAAGUCACUGCCAAGUAUUAUGCACAAGUACAGCUGCAGAUGCAUUUAAC
Molecule: messenger RNA, 1044 nt
Organism: Brenthis ino (lesser marbled fritillary)
Lineage: Eukaryota; Metazoa; Arthropoda; Insecta; Lepidoptera; Nymphalidae
Source: the annotation of a GenBank genome assembly